Messenger RNA from Microthlaspi erraticum, 264 nucleotides. NCBI's taxonomy places the organism in Eukaryota, Viridiplantae, Streptophyta, Magnoliopsida, Brassicales, Brassicaceae. The record is from the annotation of a GenBank genome assembly.
AUGAAAUGGGCUUCAAAACAGGGCUUCGGGUCGACCGCGGCGUUGGGACGGUCGGUCGUCGCGGCGGCGUGGUCGUGCGCGGCGUGGCGUGAAACGGUUGUAGCUUGGCCGACGGCGGGGCGUUCUCCGGGUCGUAUUGCGAUCGGCCGGUCGGUUUCGAACUUUGGCCGAGACUUCAGACGGACGAAUGUGACUUUGGCCGAGCGCGGAACAUUCGUUCCUCGGCCGGCCGGUCUGUGCGGUUUGGACGAUGAUUCUCGAUAG